Molecule: messenger RNA, 1914 nt
Organism: Funneliformis geosporum
Lineage: Eukaryota; Fungi; Glomeromycota; Glomeromycetes; Glomerales; Glomeraceae
Source: the annotation of a GenBank genome assembly
AUGUUUGAUCUUACAAAUAUCUUUACCAACAAUGUUGAAAUAAUUAUUCAAAUCACGAGCGAAACUCCUACGAAACUUUUUAAAACAGGCUUAAAUUUAACGGAUAAUUUAUCGAUUAUUCGUAAAGAACUCAAAGAAAAAGGUAUCAUCAAUGAUACAUUAUUCUUUUUAAAGAAAAUUGCUGAAUCUAAUAAUGAUGACGAUGACUUUUCUGAAAUAUCACUUGAAAAUGAAGAAAAUUCUCUUCUAAAUGAUGUUAUAGAAGAAAAUAAUAAGACUUUAUAUUUAAAGAAAAAUUCGAACCAAGACUGGAAAUUUCUCAAUGAACUCCAUCGUUUAGAAUAUGGAUGUACUAUGACUUUUGAUGGAAUUAAGAAAGGUUAUCGAAAAGCGUUUAUAACAAAAGAUUGUAAAAUGACCGAAAUUGGUACCGAGGGAUGUCGGAAAGGAAAAUUUGAAUUUAAUUCAAACAAAGAUCGAAUGAUGAUGAAGAAUUUAUUUUUUAUUAGCGAUACUAAUGUAGAGAGUUUUAUAAAUUUGGGAAUAUCUGAUGAAAAUUCACGAAAUAAUAAUAAUAUUGAACCUGAAAUUUCUCAUCUCUAUGCAGAGUAUGGAAAGGUGUCACUAAAAUUCGGAGAUUAUUUAGAACCAACUACGGAAUUUAUUAAUGCGGUAGAAGAUGCCAGCAAAUCUGGAGACCCAGCGAAAUUUAAGAAAAUUACCGAGGAAUUUGGUCAAUUCAUUCCGACUGAAGUUACUUUAGGCGGAAGAGCUUAUUUUAAAGAAAACAAUAGUAAAUGCGCAAGGUUAAGUGAAGCAUCAAACGAUUCCGGAGGUUAUUGUAUAUACAUAAUUGGAGGGCAGCAACCUAAUAGUCUUGAAGAAUUUGACGAAAAAUCUUGGGUUAAAUCUUUAAUAGAUUACAAAAAUUGGGGUUGCAUAGAAUUUCGAAACCCCAUUAGUAUCUUUCAAUUAUUACCUGAUUAUUUACGUAGAAAAAUCAUUUAUUCCCUUGGAAAACGAAUUCAUUACUCAAAAGUUGAAAAUUUUAAUUAUAGUUUAAAGGAAUGCGGAAGACCUGUGGUUUUUGAAUUAAAUAUACCAUCUCAUAUCUCAAAGAUUAUUCGAAACAAAGACGCUGAUUGUAAUUUUUUCGCAACAGUUGCUGACGCAGAAAGAUCAAAAAAUGAAUUCUUUCAUUGUCAAAUCCUUUACCCACCUAAUGGAAAACCAAGCAUUACAAUACAUUGUAUUCAGAAAAAUUUCAGAAAGCGAUUAUGUAAACUGAAAAUUGGAUGGAUGGUCAUUGGUUAUAAUACCGAUCUAAAUUUUCUUAAUGAUUUUAAUGUUCAAUUGAAAAUAAUUGAAACAAAUUUUAGUUCGUCAAAUGAUCAAACUAUGAUUUUUGACACAGGACUAGAAUAUAAUUCAAAUAAUAUUCCUCUUUGCUUAGGAAUCCCUGUAUUAAAUAAAUUAGAUUCUUCUAAUGAAUCUCUAAUUAUAGGUCAUCACUUUUUUAAUAAUCAAACGAAAAAAGAAAUUGGUUUGUGCACAUUUUCUUAUUGUUUAAAAAACAAGCGCUAUGUAAAUUUACCAAACUUUACUUUUUAUACACUUAUCAUCUCAAAUUAUUCUAAUCCCAACGCUUUCGGCACAAUCCCUUUUGAACAUUCCCUUUUUAAAAAGCCAUAUAUUAAUCUUUACAACCAACCUGAUAAUUUAAAUACGAGAUAUAUUAGCUUAUAUUCUACAAAAAAAUCAAGCGUUCCAAUUUUCAUAAAACAGGACGUCAAAAAAAUUUCAAUUAAAUAUAUUAAUUGUAAUUGUAAAACCUGUUCAGUUUGUAAAAAAGAUAAAAAAUUAAAAAGAUCUGAAAAUAGUAUAGAAUGUGCAUUCUUUAACCCGAUAUAUUAA